Punica granatum (pomegranate) is the source of this 1165-nucleotide messenger RNA. Lineage: Eukaryota; Viridiplantae; Streptophyta; Magnoliopsida; Myrtales; Lythraceae. The record is from RefSeq and is a predicted model, not a curated record.
UGGACUCAUUCCAUACGUAUCUUCUCAAACCUCUCACAUAUAUAUAUGUGUGUGUGUGUGUGUGAGCCUCACUGUGACUUUAUAUAGAUUGGCAUUUCAGUUUUACUAGACUGAUAAGGCUCAUGGAGAAGCCACAGUCCAGACUCAAGGGCAAGAUGCUCAACUUCCUCCCGAGAGUCGCAUCCACCGCAGUCACCUUCAAGAGCCCCCCCAUCAGCCCCCGUAAGCCCCCACCGGGAUCAUCGAGCAGGCAGGCCGGAGCCUCGGUCAUCCCCAAGGAUGCUCGGAGACGGCUCAAGAACGGUAGCUUUGAUGCCCGAGAGCCCGGCUCCCCAAUCGUCUCCUGCGUGGGACAGGUCAAGAAGAAGAAGAACAAGGACAUGGCGUUGACAAUGACUGCUAGGUUGCCACCUACCACGUCGGACCAUAAGGAGGAGGCGAAGAAGAAGGACACGACCAUGGCGAUCCUCAAACUCUUCAAGGGUAAGAAGUUGCAAGGUGAAAAGUCUCGCCGUGACAAUGGCGCUGGUAGUGGCAAGAAUGAGAAAUCAGCGCCUUCUUUGGGCCACUUGAAGCAAUUUGCGAGCAGUAGGGGCGUAUUAGCAAAUUUCGACUGGAGGGCCCAUUGCGGGACAUCGACGGCGGUGGCACCGGACAACUGCUUGGAGAAUGGCUCUUGCUCCGGCGACGAAGAAGAGAUCAAAGAAGAAGGGAGACGACAAAAGGUGAUCAUAAUACCGCAUUCAGCACCCAUUGAAGCGGGAAAUAGAAUGAACAACGCGGCAGAAGGAUUUGCCUUGCAGCCCAGGAAAGAAAUUAACCUGUGGAAGAGGAGAACUAUGGUUCCUCCUCCGCCGCUUCGACUGUAAAAAAUAAGUUACAUAUUUCUUUCAUCUUUUGUAUGUAAUUCAGUGCAAAUUUUCGAAUGGAAGUUUGCCAACAAGAAGUCUGUAUAAUUCAAUGGAUCAAGAUUGUGCGUUAGGGAGGAAUAUGAAAGGAUGGGUCAUGGAGAACAGAAGCCCAUUUUCAUAUUCCUUCUUAGCAUGUGAUCGAAAAAAGUUGUAACCAUAUAUUGAAAAACAUCAAUUAUCAGAAUUUUUUUUGUGUGUGAAUUAGGGGGUCCAAACCCUGAAUUAUCAGAAGAUUUUGUAUUUGCUAUUAUUAC